GCUCGAUGAACUGCCAAUUGCCAUCACAAUAUAACACGUAUUGUGCGAUUUUUAAUUUGUGCGAGAAAGUGCCGUUUUCAUAAAAAAUAUCACUAAAUAAAAGUGCGGUCCGAGCGAAAAUUACUGAAAAGAACUUGGCUUUGAAAGCCCAUUGUUGAACAAUAUAAGUUUAGGAUUAUUUUUGUAAAGUAAGAAAAUCAGACCACAUCUGACAACAUCGGCCGUCCCCUUUUGCGUGAAGGUUUGAACGCGCACUGCAGCUGUAAAUUUAGCUCCACAAAAACAAAAUUCGACCAACAUUCGCAACAAUCGAACAAACUAAUAGUUAUUAAAAAAAUACAUGCAUACAUAUUUCAUAACACCGAACAACAACAUCACCAACAAAACUUUUUAGGCGCAAGUUAUAAAGUUAAACACCGAUCAUUUGUAACUGCAGCAGCGUGGGAAGGUAGCGCAGAACAGAAUAGAAAUCCGUUUUCAAGCAAACGAGAAAAAAAUCAUUCAAAUACCACCACUACAAAAACAACACCAACACCAAGAUGGCAACAACUGCUCGUAGCGGGGGCAAUGCCAGCGGCAGUACAGCUCAGCGUCCCAACGGUACACAGCAAAAUAAGAAUUGCCAAUUCAAAUUGGUGCUAUUGGGCGAAUCAGCGGUGGGCAAGUCGUCGCUUGUGCUACGUUUCGUCAAGGGACAAUUCCAUGAAUACCAAGAGAGUACGAUAGGCGCUGCUUUUCUAACACAAACCAUCUGCAUAGAGGAUACGGUGGUCAAAUUUGAAAUAUGGGAUACAGCCGGACAAGAACGAUACCACAGCUUAGCUCCUAUGUACUACCGUGGUGCACAGGCUGCCAUUGUAGUGUACGAUAUACAAAAUCAAGACAGUUUUCAGCGUGCAAAGACCUGGGUCAAGGAACUGCAUAAACAGGCAUCGCCGAAUAUCGUUAUUGCCCUGGCUGGCAAUAAAGCGGAUUUAUCAAAUAUUCGUGUUGUAGAAUACGAAGAAGCAAAGCAAUAUGCCGAAGAGAACGGAUUACUCUUCAUGGAAACAUCGGCAAAAACGGGAAUGAAUGUUAAUGAUAUCUUUUUAGCAAUUGCUAAGAAAUUACCUAAAAACGACGGAGCAAAUAAUCAAGGCGCUCCCGCUGGUAGAAGGCUGAAUGAUAAUGAAAAUACCCGACAAACAAACAAUUGCUGCAAGUGAUGUCCUUUUGUAGAAAAUGAAAUUUCCAACGAGAGAUUUGAAAAAAUUAUGCUGAUAAUUAUAAAUAAAAAAAUAAAUAUUUAAAUUACAAUUUAAAAACCAGAAAUAGAAAGCAGAAACAAAAAUACGGAUGAUAAUGAUGAUGAUGAUGAUGAUGUUGAGUGGGAAAGCAACCAAUAAUAAUAUAAAAUAUAAAAUUUAAAUUAUGAAAAAUUAUGAUAAUGAUGGUAAUGCUAUGAAAAUAGAUUAAAAUAAAGUCACAUUAAAAAUCGAGAACAGAAAGAAAGUAAAAACAAACAAACGCUCCCUUUUCAGCUCCCUCGUCACCAAAAUCAACAGCAAUACUCGAGCAGCAAUGUACUACUACUUUCUAAUACAGCUGCCUAAAUAUAUAUUCUGUUAACACGCCCAGAUUUCACUUUGCUCCCGCAUCCACAUCAACAUUUUACGUUUGCGUUUGUUCACUCCUCGAAAAAGAGAACACAAAAAAGUAAAAUCCGCAAAUUCAGUAAACAAAUUAAUAAUCUAUACUAAAUGAAAGUUCAAACGUAAACUUUUUCAAAA
Molecule: messenger RNA, 1769 nt
Organism: Rhagoletis zephyria (snowberry fruit fly)
Lineage: Eukaryota; Metazoa; Arthropoda; Insecta; Diptera; Tephritidae
Gene: Rab5
Product: RAS oncogene family member Rab5
Molecular function (GO): GTP binding; GTPase activity
Source: RefSeq, a predicted model, not a curated record